Messenger RNA from Trypanosoma brucei brucei TREU927, 519 nucleotides. RefSeq lists its product as hypothetical. Gene Ontology annotation, molecular function: calcium ion binding. Lineage: Eukaryota; Euglenozoa; Kinetoplastea; Trypanosomatida; Trypanosomatidae. Gene Ontology annotation, cellular component: myosin II complex. The transcript has a single exon. Bases 1 to 519 code for a protein of 172 amino acids. The record is from RefSeq and is a predicted model, not a curated record.
AUGCUAUCGAAAAUGAAAUGCACUCUUACCCAUGACGUCGUCAGUGACCUUCAGGAAGCUUUUCGCCUUUUUGACAGCGCUGAUGAGGGUGUUAUAGCGAUGUCACGGGUCAGGUCUCUGGCCUUCAGCUUGGUACCGAAGCUAAAUGAGGGGAUGUUCUCCCGUGUUUUAUCCACAACGAAGCUGGAAGGCUGUGAUGUGAUCAAUUUUCCACAGUUCGUGGUACUUUUUUCCACAUUGAGUGAUGUCAGCACACGAGCUGAAAACUUUGGAGUUGAUGAACUCGUAGAAGUUUUUUCUCACUACGAUACCAACCGAACGGGUUAUAUUGACUUAAACUGUUUUCUCCAGAUAAUGAUGGAGGAAGGAGAACUUCUCUCGGCUGUGGAGGGUAGUGAGCUGGUUUUGCACCUUCGCCGCUUCGGCUGUGUUCAUUUGAACAAAGUUAACUACUGCAAAUUUGUCCAAAGACUCGUUGACUCUAGUUUAUUGAAUCCCUUUUCUCACUUCUUCGUUUGA